AUGGAGGCGUCAACCUUGCCCGCCGAGCUUGUGACUGCUGUACUGCAAGAGAUAAAGGCGAAACGGCCCCUUUGCCUGUGCUCCUAUCCCCUCAAUGACCUCUCGCUGGUGGAGCGUCUCGCGGCUUCCCCGGCCGGGACCCUGUCCUCCACACAUCUCGCCUGCCUCCACGGAGUUUUCUACUUUAUCCUAAAAGAAUUCACCUUCUUUCAACACCCGCUCACCCAGAAAUUCGACCUCAAAGACCUCGCCUCAAAAUGCGAACAGCGCUUCGACGCCCUCCUCCAGACAUACAGUGUCCUCGGCGCCCCGAGCUUCGGCAACAUCCUCGCCCUCACCCUGGGAACCCUCAAAGCCCAAAACCAAUGCAAGCCACUGCAAGCUUGUACCUUGAUCUCCGCCGCAGCCAGUCACUGCCAGACCCUGGGCUACAACCACGACUCGACGCACGAAAACUCGUCGAACAGCCGCCGGUUGUUUUGGAGCGUCUACAUGCUUGAGAAACAGUUUUCAUUCUUCUUCGGGCGUGCGUCCGUUAUGCAGGAUUGUGAUGUCGAUACGGUCUAUCCGAUUUAUGCGCCGAAGAGUCCUGGCCGGCCUCGCGAUGAGCUGUUCAUUAAAGAGGUGAAGUUGGCAAAGAUGCAGGGUCGGAUUUGGAAGGAAGCUUUCUCGAAGGAGUCGCUGGCCUUGUCGCACUCGGAGCGCGAGAAGAGGAUCGAGACGCUUGCAAUGGAGUUGCAGUUCUGGUACGCAAAGUUGCCGGUUACUAGCACAUACGAACCCGAGAGCCUCCAUCUGUUCAAUGUAGCCGUGGAGACUUGGGAGACCAAGUAUCACUCGACCUUCACGGCUCUGCUCCGGGCUCCAGCUGCCUCGCCGACUUCGAAUGGUCAAGAUCGGAUGACAUGGCUUGAGAGACACAUUACGUCGACCACAACGAGUCAGGGCUCUGGACAAAUGCACAUCAAGCCAGAGUGUUUCAAAACGGCUCGCGGCGCAUUGCAGUCUUAUCUAAAGUGCAUGCGUACUUACCAAAAGGUGCUUGACUAUCGUCCAGUAUUGGCUGAGGGGGAGACGGGGGUGUACACAGAUUGGCCCCUCCUCUCGACCCUCCUAACCCCCUUCAUAGCCAUAACCCUGCACUCGAUUGCCAGCCACUCUACUUCAAGCCCUAACGAGAAAGGCCCUCAAGAAGAGAAAGAAAAAGACCUCACCCUCCUCAACAACAUUGUAUCCACGCUCGAUCCCUUAAAGUCCACUUCCCCGGCAACAACACGUCUCUACAAACUCACCUCGUCCCUCGCGAAGAUCGCGAAUGGUCUUAACGACCGACGCUCGUCUGUAAGUUCGCAGGAGGAUUUAUUAGCGUUUGCGCGAGGUGGCAGCGGUAAACGACAAUCUGCGGCGGCGUCGGUUUUCAGCUUUCAGUCGGGGUCGGAAACGCGGUCGUUGUAUCAGCAGGUUAUGGAUACGGACAUCAUGGGAAUUUUGGGUGAGGGAGAGGCGGAGGAGGUUUUCAGGGUUCUAGAGGGGUGGAUGGGUGGUUCGCUGAAUGGGGUGGAGGUUUAUGGCGGGUGGGAGGAGCGCCUCUAG
Messenger RNA from Aspergillus calidoustus, 1593 nucleotides. The record is from the annotation of a GenBank genome assembly. Lineage: Eukaryota; Fungi; Ascomycota; Eurotiomycetes; Eurotiales; Aspergillaceae.